UCUAGUCUAGUGUUGGGGUCUGUUUGCGCUCGGCUGUGUAAAUUGAACGGUGACUCCAUACGCAGCAGUUUCUCUGUGCUAAAAAGUCAAUAUUGAAACAAUAUUUGUUUCAAAUUGAUCGUUUGGCAAGUUCAGACUGUUGAAGGGCGUUGAAGCUAUAGUGUAUUAAAACACUCAGAGAGGCACAGCGCGGUUAUGAUCGUAAACAGGACCUUUGCUUGAUCAACAAUUUUAGUAAAAGAAGUUUAAAUAGUAAAAAACACCAUUGUUUUAACAUGGAAGUAGCAGUACCAACAAAACAGUUCGACCAUUACGAAGUCGAAAGCAUAGCUUCGAAAAGAUACAGCGUUGGAGAAAUACUAGCCAGAAUGAAACCAGAAGAAGACAACUUUAAAGAAAACGGUCCUCCAGCCGACUUCUCCUUUAGAGAUGCUCGGAAAAUGUCAGACUUCCCACGAACCACUCCACGAGAAGGGCCCCACGCAUACGUCACCGUUGAUGUGUUCCUGCCACCAGAAUCCACAGCCCCUAGUGUGACACCUAGCGCCGAUCGUAAGGAUCCAGAAAACCAGGAAGAGGGCGCCCAAAAGCAGCCAGUAAAAUAUUGCAGUCGUGCUAUUCGUUUGAGCAACAACUCAAUCUCUUCAUUCGACGGAUUCUCAACAGCGCUCCAAGCGAUUUUAGACGCUCCCGACACGCUUGAGUGGAUUGACCUAUCGUUUAACGACUUACCGAAGAUAAGCGAGGCACUGCUCGAGUACAAGAACCUUAAAGUUCUUUACCUACACGCAAAUGUCAUCGAAAGCAUCCAGCAAGUUGAUAAACUGGCUGCUCUUCCGAACUUAAAGACGCUGACUCUUCAUGGGAAUUUUGUAGACGGGGCAAAAGGAUACAGGCAAUACGUGAUCACAACAAUACCCCAGCUGCAAUACCUGGACUUCAGUCGAAUCACUAAGGCGGACAGAGACAAAGCAGGGGCAUGGAAAACCCUCAAAAUAAUCGGUCACCAAAAGAAAAAGAAAAGGGCUGCCAUAGAGGAAUGACUUUUUAAAGUUACAAAAUCCGUUUUUUUUUGCUAUAGUAGGGUGGGUGAAGAUGGGAUGCCUUUUUAUUCUUUUUCUCGUCCCACUUGGUAGUAAAAAAAUAACAUUCAAAAUUCCAGCGACUCCAAUAGAUAGUUGUUCAUUGUUUAAAUAGGAUCAGGAUAUUUGGAUAUUAUGUUCUAACGGUGUCCCGUUUUCCCCUACUAUAUACAUUCCACUGGCAGGUGAUUUAGCUCUUAUGUAAGCUUUGUAGCCAUGUUGCAUAUAAGAUGGCCCGUUUGCCGAUGUACUUACAUCAAAAUGUAAGAAAAUAGCUUCAAUGUUUCAAUGUUGAUGUAUAGCCACACUAUUAUCCAUUGCACUGUUACUAUUUUGAGCAUUACAUACACUGCGUUUAUUACA
Molecule: messenger RNA, 1445 nt
Organism: Ciona intestinalis (vase tunicate)
Lineage: Eukaryota; Metazoa; Chordata; Ascidiacea; Phlebobranchia; Cionidae
Source: RefSeq, a predicted model, not a curated record